AAUUAGAGAGAGAGAGAGAGAGAGGAGAGAGGAGAGAGUGAGAUAUGGCAGCUGCAGCUGCCGUGCACGGCGGCUACCUCCCCUCUAAAUUCCGGGAACUAUCGGCAACAAUUAGCAAGAGCGACCGGAAGAGAGUGACACGAAGACCACCACCACCACCUCCAAUAUUCAUAUCCACAAACCCAACUCACGUAAACCCUAACCACCUCAGAGACCUCUGCAGCCUCUCCAACCACUCUUGCCACCGAUUCCCCAACCUCGACUCGGCCGGCCGAGUCGAACCCGUCGACCUCGACAAGCUCCGUAUCGCCCUCUCCCACAGCUCCGUCGUCGUCUCCGUCUUCGCCAAACCCGAGGUCGUUUCAUCUUACUCUUCAUCUUCUCCGGAUUCACAAAAAAAGUCGUCAUCGUCGGAAAUUUCGAAUCUUGUGGGCAUUGAUUGGUUCCAGAGAGUGAUGCCUGUGACGCCGUCAAACGGUCGGUUGGUGGGCUUUGGCCGAGCCGUUUCCGAUUGUGGAUUGACUGCUUCAAUCUACGAUGUCAUGGUUAUUCCUGCAUUACGAGGCAUGGGAAUUGGCCGGAUGGUAGUUAAAAGGAUUAUAAGAGUGCUCACAAGUAGAGACAUUUAUGACAUAGCAGCCCUCUGCUCAGACAAGGAGAGCUCAUUCUUCGAAGCAUGCGGAUUUGGGGAUGACAUCUUGGGUUCUACAACGAUGAUGUAUGGUAAGACUGUUUCUAGCUCCCCCAAAAGUGAUCAGAUGGUCAGCCGCGCUGGUCGAAGGCUAUUGUUAGCUCCACCACCGAGAGGACCUUCUGCAUCAUGAUCUCUAAUUAAUCAGCGUGUUUCAGCUGAAGCAGCCUUUGUAUGCAAAGAUAAGAACGCUUUUUCGGGGCUCAAAAGGAAUGUUUUACAUCCACUCUCAACAGAAACUAGAAGGCAAAAGAGGGAGGGUGGAAACCUGAUGAUUUGAAGAUAUAUAAGAGUGCACCUGAUGUAUAAUAUUUACCUUCAAAAUCUAGCUCUUGUAAUUCAUGUAAUUUGAACUGUAAAAUGAAAUUCUGAAAAUGUCUGGUUGGACCUUCAUUUGUUAAGAGGCAUUACAAUUAAGUUGGCAUUGUCCAUGCCCUGGAUUUGUAAAUGACCAUUUAAUUAUUUUCUCAUACUGUUAUGGCGCACAAUUUUGAUUUCUAA
This is a messenger RNA of Cornus florida, 1192 nucleotides long. RefSeq names its product GCN5-related N-acetyltransferase 3, chloroplastic-like. NCBI's taxonomy places the organism in Eukaryota, Viridiplantae, Streptophyta, Magnoliopsida, Cornales, Cornaceae. Gene Ontology annotation, molecular function: monosaccharide binding; glucosamine 6-phosphate N-acetyltransferase activity. The record is from RefSeq and is a predicted model, not a curated record. Bases 45 to 824 code for a protein of 259 amino acids. The transcript is spliced from 4 exons. Gene Ontology annotation, biological process: UDP-N-acetylglucosamine biosynthetic process. Gene Ontology annotation, cellular component: Golgi apparatus; endoplasmic reticulum; endoplasmic reticulum-Golgi intermediate compartment.